This is a messenger RNA of Capsicum annuum, 699 nucleotides long. RefSeq lists its product as uncharacterized. The transcript has 3 exons. Bases 1 to 699 code for a protein of 232 amino acids. Lineage: Eukaryota; Viridiplantae; Streptophyta; Magnoliopsida; Solanales; Solanaceae. The record is from RefSeq and is a predicted model, not a curated record.
AUGUCUUGGCGAGCUAAGAAACAAGCACUUGAAGAUUUGAGAGGGAAACCGUCGACAUCAUACGGAAAACUACCUGCAUACAUUCAUGUUUUGAACUCUACUUACCCAGGUUCACAUAUACGAAUGAAAAAGCAUGAAGAUAAUAAGUUUUUGUAUAUUUUUGUCGCACUAACUACAUUCAUACAAGGGUUCGAUCUCUGUAGACCUGUGAUAGUUGUUGAUGCAAGUUAUCUCAGAGGACUGUACAAUGACACAUUUAUAGCUGCAUGUACCAUGGAUGGAGCCGGCCAUAUAUUUUCAUUGGCAUAUGAAAUAGUAGAUUCUGAAAAUGAUGCAUCCUGGACAUGGUUCUUUCAGAAUCUAAAGGAAGCAUACGGUAAAAGAGAACAUAUGUGUGUAGUUUUCGAUCGUAAUCCAAGCAUUAUAAAAGCUGUUGCUAGUGUGUACAAUAAUUUCGAAUUUCAUAAUUUAAUGGAGAAAGUGAAGGUAGUUGAUGUUAGGAUGAAGAAUUGCUUGGAGUUGGCGGAAUACGAUAAGUGGGCUAGGCCAUAUGCAACAGUUCAUAGGGGAUGGACCUUAACAUCAAAUAUUGCAGAGUCAAUUAAUGUUGCACUGGUAUCAGCUAGAGAACUUCCAAUAUACGAUUUUUUAGAGGAAGUUAGAUUGAUAUUUGGUAGAUGGAACUGUGAAAACAGAUAG